AUGGACAACAAGAAGGCAACAGUAGUGGAGGAGCUCCAUAGACCAGCUUGUCGGAAUUAUCCACGUCGACGUGCUGAAGUCCGCGGGGUGGAUGAGACAUGCCAGGCUGUGCCGACCAAGACCAAGAAUGGGAAGGAUGUGAGCAGUGCUAUGGCCUCCAUACUUGAACAGGGUCAUGUACCACAGAAGCUGCAUGUGGACAGAGGCAAAGUGUUUUACAAUAGCGAAUUCAAGAAGCUCAUGAAAGACUAUGGGAUUACCAUGUACUCAACCUUUAGUAAUCUCAAAGCAUCCAUCUCAUCGCACAAUUCGGAUGAAACCAAUGUCACUGCUGCUCAUGACAAGUACCUUUUACGUCAUAUGUAUGGAAAACUGGAAACUCACCGAAAAAAGAAAAUCAAGUUCAAGGUUGGAGAUAAGGUGCGCGUCAGCAAGUACAAGAAUCUUUUCGAGAAAGGCUAUACACCAAACUGGACAACCGAGAUAUUCACGAUAAUUGAAGUUGUAAACACCAAUCCUGUGACCUACAAGCUCAUCGAUUAUGAGAACAAACCAAUUGAAGGUGGAUUUUACCAGGAGGAGUUAACGAAAGUCAGAUAUCCUGACGUCUACUUCGUAGAGAAGAUACUUCGAAGACGUGGAAAUAAAGUAUUUGUCAAAUGA
Diachasma alloeum is the source of this 663-nucleotide messenger RNA. RefSeq lists its product as uncharacterized. Bases 1 to 663 code for a protein of 220 amino acids. Gene Ontology annotation, molecular function: nucleic acid binding. Lineage: Eukaryota; Metazoa; Arthropoda; Insecta; Hymenoptera; Braconidae. The transcript is spliced from 3 exons. The record is from RefSeq and is a predicted model, not a curated record.